AUGGCCGAGCUUCUGGGGCAGCCUCCAGACCUCCCACCCACCCAGCUCUCCAGCCCAGUCUUCGCCACUGCACCCGCCGUGUGCGGGGCGGGGACGCGAGCCAUGGAGGAGACGCCUCCCCCAGGCUGCAGCAAGCCACACCUGGAGAAGCUGACCCUGGGAAUCACCCGCAUAUUAGAAUCUUCCCCAGGUGUGACAGAGGUGACUAUCAUAGAGAAACCACCUGCUGAAUGUCACAUGAUUUCUUCAUGGGAACAAAAAAAUAACUGUGUGCUACCUGAGGAUGUGAAGAAUUUUUAUCUGAUGACCAAUGGCUUCCACAUGACAUGGAGUGUGAAGCUGGAUGAGCACACCAUUCCGUUGGGCAGCAUGGCAAUUAACAGCAUCUCUAAACUGACUCAGCUAACAAGGUCUUCUGUGUAUUCACUCCCUAAUGCACCAACUCUGGCAGACCUGGAGGAUGAUGCACUUGAAGCCAGUGAGAACCAGCCAGAGAAGCCUCACUUUGAUUCUCACAACGUGGUAUUUGAGCUGGAUCCUUGCAGUGGGAAUGGGAAGGUUUGCCUUGUCUACAAAAGAGGGAAACCAAUGUUAGCACAAGACACUGAGAUCUGGUUCCUGGACAGAACAUUAUACUGGCAUUUUCUCACAGACAACUUCACUGCUUACUAUUGCCUGCUCAUCACGCACCUGGGCCUACCGCAGUGGCAAUACACCUUCACCAGCUAUGGCAUUAGCCCACAGGCCAAGUAGUGGUUCGGCAUGUAUAAACCCAUCACCUACAACACAGACCUACUUGCAGAAGAGACCAACUCCUUCGUGAACAAGCUGGAUCCCAGCAAAGUGUUCAAGAGCAAGAACAAGACCUUAAUCCCCAAAAGGCCAGUACCGCCUGCACGUGGCCAGAAAGGACCCCCAGGUCCUCCCUCCACCUCUAAAUCCUCUUCUAGCCCUGGAAACCCUGUCUGGAAAUGA
Messenger RNA from Neogale vison (American mink), 975 nucleotides. RefSeq names its product tubulin polyglutamylase complex subunit 2-like. The record is from RefSeq and is a predicted model, not a curated record. Gene Ontology annotation, biological process: protein polyglutamylation. Lineage: Eukaryota; Metazoa; Chordata; Mammalia; Carnivora; Mustelidae.